Phaeoacremonium minimum UCRPA7 is the source of this 1656-nucleotide messenger RNA. Its product is annotated as putative imidazole glycerol phosphate synthase hishf protein. Gene Ontology annotation, molecular function: oxo-acid-lyase activity; imidazoleglycerol-phosphate synthase activity. The record is from RefSeq and is a predicted model, not a curated record. NCBI's taxonomy places the organism in Eukaryota, Fungi, Ascomycota, Sordariomycetes, Togniniales, Togniniaceae. Gene Ontology annotation, biological process: L-histidine biosynthetic process. The coding region runs from base 1 to 1656 and encodes 551 amino acids. The transcript has 2 exons.
AUGCCGACGGUUCACCUACUCGACUAUGUCGCCGGCAACGUGCGCAGCCUGGUCAAUGCCAUCGAGAAAGUCGGCUACGAGGUGGCCUGGGUCAAGACGCCUGAAGAGGUCGCAAAUGCAGAGAAGCUGAUCCUCCCUGGUGUCGGCCACUUUGGCCACUGCCUGUCCCAAUUGGCCUCUGCCGGGUACCUGCCCGCCAUCCUCGCGCACAUCGAGUCCGGCAAGCCCUUUAUGGGCAUCUGUGUCGGCCUCCAGGCCCUGUUCGAAGGCUCCGUUGAAGAUCCGGACUGUCCAGGACUUGGAGUGAUCAAGGCAUCCCUCAACCGCUUCGACGACACCGACAAGUCCGUGCCACACAUCGGCUGGAAUAACGCAAAUACCUCCGGGCUGGCGCUGUACGAUUUAAGGCCGAGUUCGAAAUACUACUACGUCCACAGCUACAAAUACCCAUAUACAAAAGGAGAGCUAGAAAGUCAAGGAUGGUCCGUGGCGACAGCCACUUACGGCAAUGAGACAUUUGUCGGCGCUGUAGCCAAGGGAAAUAUCCUCGCUACACAAUUCCACCCGGAGAAGAGCGGCGUCGCUGGACUGCGGGUGAUCAAGGCCUUCCUUACCGGCGAAGGAGCAGAGGCUGUCGGCAGCACACUUCCUGCGACGGGAUCAAACGGCGCGCCGGCCCACGGCGUCUCGGAGGGCCUCACACGGAGAGUCAUAGCGUGUCUGGAUGUGAGGACGAACGACCAAGGUGACCUUGUCGUCACCAAGGGCGACCAGUACGACGUCCGCGAAAAGUCAGGGACCAAGAACGUCCGCAACCUGGGCAAGCCGGUCGAGAUGGCGCGCAAGUACUACGAGCAGGGCGCCGACGAGGUGACCUUCCUGAACAUCACGAGCUUCCGCGACUGCCCGGUGGCGGACCUGCCCAUGCUCGAGAUCCUGCGCCGGACCUCGCAGACGGUGUUUGUGCCGCUGACCAUCGGCGGCGGCAUCCGCGACACGGUCGACGUCGACGGCACCAAGGUCUCGGCGCUCGACAUUGCCACCAUGUACUUCAAGAGCGGCGCCGACAAGGUCAGCAUCGGCUCCGACGCCGUCCUCGCCGCCGAGGAGUACUACGCCAACGGCCGCCGGCUGUUCGGCAACACGGCCAUCGAGCAGAUCUCCAAGGCGUACGGCAACCAGGCCGUCGUCGUGAGCGUCGACCCCAAGCGCGUGUACGUGCCCAAGGCGGACGCGACGCGCCACAGCACCGUCAAGACCAGCUUCCCCGGGCCCAAGGGCGAGGAGUACUGCUGGUAUGCGUGCACGAUCAAGGGCGGAAGGGAGACGAGAGACAUGGACGUCGUGGAGCUGGUGCAGGCCGUGGAGGCCAUGGGCACGGGCGAGAUCCUGCUCAACUGCAUAGACAAGGACGGCACCAACAGUGGGUUCGACCUGGAGCUGAUCAACCAGGUCAAGAGCGCGAUCAAGAUUCCCGUGAUAGCCUCGAGCGGCGCCGGAAACCCGGGCCACUUCGAGGAAGUAUUUGACAAGACGCCAACGGACGCUGCGUUGGGGGCUGGCAUGUUCCACAGGGGCGAGUAUACAGUGAAGCAAGUCAAGGACUACCUAUCAGAAAAGGGGCUCGUAGUACGGCAAUUUGAAGGGGAUCUGUGA